This is a messenger RNA of Frankliniella occidentalis (western flower thrips), 1933 nucleotides long. RefSeq lists its product as uncharacterized. Bases 380 to 1774 code for a protein of 464 amino acids. The record is from RefSeq and is a predicted model, not a curated record. The transcript is spliced from 3 exons. Gene Ontology annotation, molecular function: protein binding. NCBI's taxonomy places the organism in Eukaryota, Metazoa, Arthropoda, Insecta, Thysanoptera, Thripidae.
GCGCUCCCUCGCUGUCCGUCCGUCCGUCUAGCCGGUGCCGGUCUGGACCUGCCGACCUGCCGCCCAGCCAGUGUUCAGUGUUUGUUUGUGUGCCCACCGCACUGUCUGUACCGAACGCCGCCGGUGGAGUCAGUUUCCGCCGAGUCGCCCCAGUCCCCUCGCCGUGACCGGAGUGCCGACUCAGCCGCCGCUCCUUCUCUCCUGCUUGGCCCACGACGAGACCCCCCAGCUGCCCGCUGCCCAGGACGACAGAGGUUUUUAUCGUUUCAGCGCCGUUCGAUCGUUCACCGCUCGCGCGCGCGUCGCCGCCAACGCUGCUGCUGCAGCCACCACACCAACUUCAACAACGACCAGAGACACAGGCCGUGCGGGGAGCGCCAUGGAGCUACUGCCGGACGACGUCCUGCUGGAGGUGCUCGGGCACGUGGACGUCGAGGACCUCUUCUCGUGCCGCCUCGUGUGCAAGAGGCUCGGCGGCCUGGCCGUGCACCCGGACGCGUGGCGGCGCCGGACCCUGCACCCGCGGGACCCCGUGCUGUGCCCGGUGGUGCGCCUGGCGCCCUGCUUGUCGUCGCUGCCGCUGCUGCUGCCGUCGGAGGGGUGCCACUGGCCCUACAGGAUCGGGUGCGCCGUGGAGGAGCUGGUGCUGCACGUCGAGCGCAGCGCCGGCGCCGUGCACGCCGCCUUGCUCAUCGAGCGACAGCUGGCGCUCGGCCGGCUCAAGAGGCUCCGGGUCAUCAUCCUCAGCACGGAGUUUGUCGACGAGCAGCUCGACGAGACGGACGCCCGCGUCCUGUUCGAGACCCUGGCGUCCGCGACGGCGUCCGGCCUGGAGUGCCUGACGGUCUGCAGCGACGUGGCCAACGCCCAGAACGUGCGCCUGCCGGCGACGUGCACCCUCGGCGCCGUGCCCAGCACCAUGCGCGCGCUGACCUGCACGCAUUUCCCCAGGAUGGAGCCCUUGUUCGACCUCGUGCUGUCGAGCCACGCUGCCACGCUGGAGUCCGUGGCGCACAUCACUGCCGACAUGACGUCCGCAGUGGGCUUGCUGGCCGGGCUGCCGAGGCUCCGUAAGCUGAGCUGCGAACUGCACCCCGGCCUGGACGCGCUGGUGGCGUGCAAGGCGCUCACGGACCUGACCGUCAUGGUGGAGCGCGAGGACGCGCAGCCCGCGGGGGCCGUCAGGCUGCUGGGCCAGGCCUGCCAGCUGCGCAAGGUGGCCCUGGUGCACGGCGAACGCCCCUCGUGUGUCGCCGCGGUGGAGGAGCUGCUCCUGGCGCUGGCCUCGCCCGCGCGGCCUGCCGCGGAGACGCUCGAGGUGACGCACACCUCCAGGACGCCGUGGACGCCGUCGCCGGUCUCGGUGCGGGCGGAGCCGCUGCUCGGGGCGCUGUCGCGCCUGCCGGCGCUGCGGGAGCUGACCCUCGACUGGGAGUCGGACCAGCUCCUCAGGGGCGUGCGCCCGGGCACCACCCCGGCCCUCAUGAGCCUCGACCUCCGGACGCAGAGGGGCGACACUUGCGGCCACGGCUGGGUGCACAACGAGGACUUCAUGGCCUUCAUGCUGGCCAACCCCUCCCUCCACGUGCGCGUCGCCAACUGGGAGUGCGACUGCGAGUUCUGCGAGGACCCGGACUGCCACCACCAGCUGCAGUGCGACCUGUGGGACCACGAGGGCGCCUACUUCUACUCCCACCCGGAGGACCAGUGCCCCUGGCAGCACGAGGAUGACCACGAUGACGGGAUCUGGGUGCGCAUUCCAUUAGACAGUUAAAAAAGGUGUCAAAAUGAUACCAUUUACUGGCAACUAUUGUCUAUGAAAUUUGACUUGUGAAAUGCCAGGUGUUGUUUCAGUUUGAUUUAUUUGUUUUUGGUUUGUUUGUUAAUAUUCGGUUCGAAUAAAGUCUAUGUUUGUGUUCUGUAAAAACCUCAA